This is a messenger RNA of Corticium candelabrum, 876 nucleotides long. RefSeq lists its product as uncharacterized. NCBI's taxonomy places the organism in Eukaryota, Metazoa, Porifera, Homoscleromorpha, Homosclerophorida, Plakinidae. The record is from RefSeq and is a predicted model, not a curated record. The transcript has a single exon. Bases 1 to 762 code for a protein of 253 amino acids.
AUGCCGACAAGCAGAGAUAGUAAACGCUGGUUUUUCGUUUUCCUGCUGUUCUCGUCUGGCGUACCGCGAGCUGAAAUACCAUCAUAUGACAACUUUCUUCGCUAUGGUUUCCGACUUACAUCUGUGAAGACCGGGUUUUCUAGGGAAUUGAUGCCGCCUUCUGUUUUGCACAGCACGGAUAAGUGGAUGAAUCCCUAUGUGUGGCAAUUAGUGAAGCAGCUCUGGCGUCAGCGACGAUUUUGGACAGCAUCUAGAGGUGUUGGAUUUUGGGAGAGAGAUGUGCGAGGUACGUGGAGGGAACAUGGGCUUGCUUUUCCUGAUUGGGAAGACAAACAGUAUCUGGACAGAUACAGAGUCACAAAAGCAACAUUCUGGUUUCUAUUUAGACGAUACGGCUGGCGUCUACAAAAGCAAAACACCAAUUUGAGGAAACCAAUAAAUACAGACAAGCGCUUUGCAAUUACUCUACACUGGCUUGCUCAUUCAACGUCUUUUUCAGAACUAUCUAUAAUCUACCGAGUUGCAAAAGCCUCUAUUGUGUCAAUUGUGCACGAGGGAAUGUAUGUGUUGCGUCGGUUUCUAGUUCCAGAUUCUAUUCGUUUUUCCACUGGAGAUGAACUGGACCAAGCUAUUGCUGACUUUGAAGCACUCUGUUGUUUGCCCCACUGUGGUGGAGCAUUAGAUGGGACUUUUAUGCGAAUAAAAAACCUAGCAAAUUUGGAAACAGCUAUUACUGUUACAAAAGAUUUCAUAGCAUCAUAGUGCUGGGGUGUGUUGAUGCCAGAGGAAUAUUUAUUUUAGUCAACUCUGAUCGGCCAGGGUCUUUUGGAGACUCAUACAAAUUCAGAAACAGUCAGCUGAAACAAAAUAUAGACA